CCUGUCGCCAUCGGAAAGAGAGAAAGAAGGGGACAAAGAGAAACGUUUAAACUUUGUAAACCCUAACCCUAGAUUCUUUAACCCAAAUGCUAACCCUAAUUCGAGGAGGAGAAGUCAAGCAUCCUCGUCACCGACGUCUUAAUCAAGGGGGUGGUUGCUUUGUCCAAUUAUGGUGUUCGAAGAGUUCGAGUUGGACCGGCCGGUGAGAUUCUUUGAUCGGGCAGGGGUCGAAUUGUGCUGCGGGGAUUUGGGACUUUAGGAGGAGGAGAUGGAUGGGUGGAAGUGGUGGUGUUGGCACCGAGGAAACGCCGCCAAUUUCGUCCAUCGCGAGCCGGAGUUCUUCUCCCUUCCCUCGCCCAUCCCCGAAUGGCCACAAGCUACCUGUCUGUUGUAUGUUUUUCCUUUUCCCCCUUUGUUGAGCGCUUGGGAGCAUGCCUGCUGGUGUGUGAUGAGUAUCAGUAGUUUAUGGAUGCAUGGUUGGGGUGAAGGGUUUGCUAAGGGAAAAAUAUGCAUUGGAGAACUGGAAGUUGUAAAAGUGACCAAGUUCCAGAGCAUUUGGAGCUGCUUUUCAUCUAAGGAUGGUGCUAAAGGAGCUACAUUCUAUCAACCUUCAGAAAUACCAGAUGGUUUCAUUAGCCUUGGUCACUAUGGCCAACCAAAUGACCAGCCGUUACAUGGUUUUGUUCUUGUGGUGAGAGAGCUUGCUGAUUCCGAAGCAACAGCUGAUCUGCCAGCUCUGCAGAAACCCCUAGAUUAUACCCUUGUUUGGAGUUCAUCUGACUGGACAGAAAAUGACCAUGAUGGCUGUGGUUACUUCUGGCUUCCAUCACCUCCAGAGGGUUAUAAAUCUCUGGGUUAUUUGGUCACCAAAGGACCCAACAAGCCCUCCCUUGAAGAAGUUAGAUGCGUCCGAUGUGAUCUAACAGAGACUUGCGAGGCUUAUGAUUUGAUAGUUGAUAUGGAACCCAUGUUUCCGGAGUUCCCCUGCCAAAUUUGGAAAGUGAGGCCUUCCCUUCGGGGGAUGUGGGAAAAAGGUCUAUCUGUUGGAACGUUCUUCUGCAGUACUAACUCUAUCUUUGAAGAUGAGCCGAGGAUUUCUUGCUUAAAGAACCUCGAUUAUUCUCUACAAGCAAUGCCAAAUUUAGAGCAGAUCCAUGCACUCAUGAAGCAUUAUGGUCCUACUGUUUUCUUCCAUCCAAAUGAAAUUUAUUUGCCUUCAUCGGUUCCAUGGUUUUUCGAGAAUGGAGCUACUUUAUAUACAAGAGGCAUAAAAGUGGGAGAGGAUAUAAGUGCCGAAGGUUCAAACCUACCUGUUGGUGGUGAAAAUGAUGGAGAAUACUGGAUGGAUCUUCCUCAGGAUGAAAGGGCUGACGAUGUCAAGCAGGGGAGCAUAGAUAGCUGCAAACUCUAUGUUCAUGUGAAACCAGCACUAGGAGGCACAUUCACCGAUCUUUCCAUAUGGGUAUUUUGUCCCUUCAAUGGCCCGGCUACAAUAAAAAUUGGGGUGGCCAGUUUCUCUCUCAGCAAGAUUGGGAGGCAUGUUGGAGAUUGGGAACAUUUCACACUUAGAAUAAGCAAUUUCACAGGUGAGCUUUGGAGUAUCUUCUUUUCACAGCAUAGUGGAGGAGAGUGGGUGGAUGCUUCUGGCUUAGAGUUUAUCGAAGGUAACAAAGCUGUAGUUUAUUCUUCUAAGAGUGGGCAUGCGAGUUUUCCGCAUGCUGGAACUUACCUGCAGGGUUCUGAAAAGCUUGGAAUAGGUGUAAGGAAUGAUGCUGCACAAAGCAAUCUAUUGGUGGAUUCCAGCGUCAAGUAUCAGAUUGUUGCAGCAGAAUAUCUUGGAGAUGCUGUGUCCGAACCUAACUGGUUGCAGUACAUGAGAGAGUGGGGUCCAACCAUCAUUUACAAUUCGAAGACAGAGUUAGAUAGGAUACUUCGUUUUCUACCAUUUAAUCUCAGGUUCACGGUGGAGAAUAUAUUUGACAGCCUUCCGAUGGAGUUAUAUGGAGAAGAAGGACCAACAGGACCAAAGGAAAAGGAUAAUUGGGAAGGUGACGAGAGAUGCUAGCGUUCCCUUCUCCGGAUCUGUUCUUCUUCAUUUGUUCCAUUUACUAUUGUUAUGUGCUUCCAGUGAAAGUCUGCUGCAAUCAUUCUUUUGCCAAUUGGAACUGAAGAAGGUAAUUAGCUCUGUCAUUUAAUGGCACGUUUUGUUGUAAAUAUAAUAGAUGUACUUCCACUGGAGUCGCAGCCGAGUUUGCUGAGGGUAGCUCAAGGAGAAUAGGAGGAUGCUUAAGGUGGCUGGUUCUCGAGUCCCUCUCUGUAGUUCCUUCCUUUGUAUGCUCCUUGUAUUGCAUCCAUUCAGAUGUAAUAUGAAUAUACUGGUGUGCAUUUUGGCACUCUACGAUCUUAUUACUAUAUAUGUCAGCAGGGUCGUUCGUUUCUGCAGCUUUAAUGAGAAAAAUUGGCUCAUGAGACUCUCCUAAUGGUGUUAUGUUAUC
Molecule: messenger RNA, 2495 nt
Organism: Phoenix dactylifera (date palm)
Lineage: Eukaryota; Viridiplantae; Streptophyta; Magnoliopsida; Arecales; Arecaceae
Source: RefSeq, a predicted model, not a curated record